AUUGUUUUCAAACAUGUCCUGCUUUGGUUGCAGUAAAACCUAUGGCCUUUUCACCAAAGAAUAUGGUUGUCCGAAUUGUGGUUACUCCUAUUGUGCCAAGUGUCUUAAACGACCAGUGGCUGUUCCCAAACACAAUGACAAAGUAAUGAAUGUCUGUCUGAUAUGUUAUGAUAAACUGUCCAAACUACAAGCUGCCGAAAAGGUUAUCGAUGUUGAAUCUUUACCCGGCACCAUUGUGACAAAAACCAAUCGUGGGAAGGCGAAAGAAAACAAUCUAAAUACCGAUAUUAAUAAAUUACUCGAAGUGGAACCAUCAGCAGCUUUAACGGGUGAAGUUUUGGCUCCCAUAACACCUACACCGCAAAUGACAUCGUCUACACAUUCCAGUGGUGAAAACUCCGAUAUAACGGAAAAUCUCGAUUCGGCAAUAUUGCAACGACUGAAAAAUUUAAAAACUAAUGGUAACGGCAACAAUCAACAGCUACCAUCUGAUGAUGAGAUACGUUCAAGAUUGGCAAAUUUAAAUGGUAUACCCUAUAAGGAUUAUUCGAAAAAAGAUUUAUUAUUGAAUGUGGAUCAACGUUCGGACCAAGAAAAAAUGAAUGAUUUAUUAAAACAAUUUAUGGGUGAAGCUCAACUGGAUAGACGUAUUGAUGCCGAGCGAAAUGAUGCAAUAUCGGAUAUUGAAAGAAGAUUACGAGCAUUGCGUGAUACGCCAGUAGAUGGUGCUGCGGCGGCAAGUGGGCCAACAAGACUUGUAGGUGAUAUAUCGCCGGAUACGAAUACACCGAGUGAUAAUGAACUUGACGAUGAAGCAAUAUUAAAGGAUAUUAUGCAGAAGUAUUUGGCUGAAGCCCGUCUACCCGAAGCUCCGACAACAAUAGAAUCGGAAUUGGCAGCUAGUGUUCCACCGCCGCCAGCAGGCACUGAAACCGAAGAAUUACCCUGGUGCAAUAUAUGCAAUGAAGAUGCUGUAAUCCGUUGUCUAGGCUGUGAAGGUGAACUGUUUUGUGCCACCUGUUUCCGUGAAUGUCACGACGAUGAUGAAGAAUAUCGUACACAUGCCAAGGAACCCUAUAGUGCACCGCCCAAAUUUAAAGAAGAUCAUUUCUAGGACCAGCUUUGUUUGUUAUUUGUUUUAUUUAUAUUCUAAUAGACAUAUUUUGAUAUUAUAUAUUU
Molecule: messenger RNA, 1179 nt
Organism: Musca vetustissima
Lineage: Eukaryota; Metazoa; Arthropoda; Insecta; Diptera; Muscidae
Product: abscission/NoCut checkpoint regulator-like
Exons: 3
Coding region: 14-1114 (366 amino acids)
Biological process (GO): abscission; mitotic cytokinesis checkpoint signaling
Cellular component (GO): cleavage furrow; centrosome; midbody
Molecular function (GO): phosphatidylinositol-3-phosphate binding; metal ion binding
Source: RefSeq, a predicted model, not a curated record